AUGAUUCCGUCAACCGAAACAGCGAGACGAAACGGAAUUUCCAAGACUAGACGCCGGCUUGAAAAGGAGGAAGAUGAUAUUAUUGAGAUUCCAAGUGAUGUCAUUCUGGUUGACGAGAGAGGAGGUAGAGUCCAAGUAUCGAUCAAUGGGGAUAAACCACUUCAGUUUGAAAGAACAGCAAAAUUUAAGAAUGGCGAUAUCAUCAAAGUGGCAUUGAGAUAUGAAGACCUCCACCGCUGGUGCUAUACAUGUAAGAUGAUUUCCCAUGAAGAGGGUACUUGCCCAGAAUUAACAGAGGAUCAACGGGAAAGAAACAGGAAAGCCAGGAUUGAACAAAAGGAAAGGGAGGAACUUACGGCAAGAGAGAUGUUCCCAUUAAAACCUGGUUUUGAAGCUAGUGGGAGUUUCCCUCGUAAGAUUACUAAAACCACUCUUACCAACCCGAGGAAGGAAAUGGAGAAUACGCCUGGUGAAAACAGAACCUCGUACAAUGGAAAAAGAGACUUGAGGGACGACCUUCAGGAAAGACGGGAAGACCGAAGUAAAGAGGUGUGGUCUAGAAUUGACCCACAUGUCAAUGAACGCAUUCCCCGACAUCAGGAGAGAUUUCACCCAUACUCAAGAGGUUACCAUGAACAGAACUUCAAUCAACAUAAUUACUCUGCUAAACCCAGAGUAGAAUGGCGACCCACCCGGAGUGGCGAAAGAAAUGUAGAGAAGGGUUUAGACCACAAUAACAAGAGGAAGGAAGCAAGCCACGGGAUAUGA
Thlaspi arvense is the source of this 768-nucleotide messenger RNA. NCBI's taxonomy places the organism in Eukaryota, Viridiplantae, Streptophyta, Magnoliopsida, Brassicales, Brassicaceae. The record is from the annotation of a GenBank genome assembly.